Messenger RNA from Liolophura sinensis, 4027 nucleotides. RefSeq names its product microtubule-associated protein futsch-like. The record is from RefSeq and is a predicted model, not a curated record. Lineage: Eukaryota; Metazoa; Mollusca; Polyplacophora; Chitonida; Chitonidae. Gene Ontology annotation, cellular component: microtubule cytoskeleton. The transcript is spliced from 14 exons. The coding region runs from base 1 to 2991 and encodes 996 amino acids. Gene Ontology annotation, biological process: microtubule cytoskeleton organization.
AUGGCGGACAGCGGCGUACAAGAUCAAGACAUCACAGCGUCUUCUGUCGACUCGUCCAAAUUGACUGACAAUGUGUGUAGCCGUCCAUUGUCAGCGACCAGUGGCAGUCCUUCCCAUAAAGGUGAGCGGGGAGGGGAUACUGGAAGCGGAUCGGCAUCUGUCGAUGCAGCUCAUAAAAAAGAAAAGGAGAAGGAGAGAGAGGACAGAAUACGAGCUGUUAAAGAGAAACAGAUGCUGGAAAGACAAAGGAAGAUAGAAGAAUUACGAGAGGCCCAGAGAUUAGCCCAGGAACACAGAAACAGACAACAAGAGUUACGGAGGAAAAAAAUAGAAGAGUUGCGACGGAGGGAGGAAGAAAGAAGAGCUGCAGUAGAUGAAAGGAGACGAAAGCGAGAGGAAAUUGAAAGAGCGAGAAGAGAAGCCAUCCUAGCGAAGACUUCCGAGAGACUGGCCCGUUAUGAAGCUUGGAAAGCCAGUGGAAAAGGCAAAGGUGGAGUACAGGGUCCCUUUGGCUUUGGCAGUCGCACUCCUCGUGACAUCUGCGAGCGUUUAGAACGCUCUCGUCGCUCAGCCUCUCAGAGUGCUAUCUAUCGACGCUCUCCUAAUGACUCCGACUCUGACUCGUAUAUCAGGCCCCAGAGGCGGGCUAUCUCCGCCUGCAGUACUGUCCGCAGGCACUGCUGUGUGGACGUAGGCUCAUCCAGUGGUCUGGCCCCCGGCUAUACGUCCCCCUCUAAACGCCUGUCUGCAUCCACCAGCGUUCUCUACCACAAGAAAUCUCCUGACCUCAGCUCACCGGGCCACUUGAACGUCAGUAUGCGAAAUAUCCCAAGUGCCAACGCCCUCGGCACCAUCCCAGAGAAUCGUUCUUUUCUAGCGCCGCAUGGGUCUACUCCUCACCGGCCACGCAGUACAGUGGGCUUACAUACAGCCGGUCGUCAGGCUAAGCCCGUCACUAACCCCAGCGGGCCACCCCGUGCCAGCCGGAAACCACGACCAGCUAGUAUUGCAGGAACUGUCCCCGGGUUUGUCUCCCUUAACCCGCCUACUCCAGACUCAUCCUCCAGGAGUAAAAGUUCUGAGCGUUUAAAUAAAGAGAAACCUCGUCCCCGACCUCAAAGCAUGGGUCCAGAGAGGAAGAAGAGAGAGGUGGACGACACGCCGAAGUCUCAGACACCUUCUGCCAAACCAAACCUGAGGAGAACAACUAUUUCUACCAUAGAGCGUUUGGCUGUCCCCAAAUACCCCAAGGGCAAAACAGAAACCCCACAAAGCGAGGAGAAGGCCACGCCUAAGCCUAAAACUGAAGGUAAUGAAAGCCUUGAUGACAACGCCAGCACAGGAACAGCAGACUCCACCCCAAGUAAAGACUCUCUAGUCACAUCCAAGACCCUAGCUAGAGCCACCACCCCUAAACCCUUGAAGGAACCUCCUACAGCCUCUGAGAGCAACGGCCUAGUGGCCAGCCAGAAUAAUAUCAAUAAGCCGCCCAGUGAAGAAGAAGAGUACAAGGCUAAGCUAGCUGAGAAACGGAGACAGGCCCGCGAGAAAGCGGAGCGGGAGGCUGAGGAGGAGAGGCUCAAACUGGAGGAAGAGAGGCUUAAAGAAGAAGAGCGUCUACGUCAGGAGGAGGAAGAGCAACGUCGUUUGGAGGAGGAGUCCAUGAGGUUAGCUGAGGAGGCCAGAAAUGCUGAGGAGGAGAGGUUGAGGUUAGCCAUAGAGGCUGAGGAGCAGAGGAAGAAGGAUGAGGCAGAGAAGGCUGAGCAGGAGAGAAUUGCGAAAGAAGAGGCUGACAGGAAGGCCAAAGAGGAAGCUGAAAGGCUGGAAAAGGAGAGGCAAGAAAAAGCACGCAAAGAUGAGGAGGAAAGGCUGGAGAGGAAAAAGAGGCUGGAGAUGAUUAUGAAGAGAGUGAAAACUGAUGCUCCCACCUCUGAAUCCACAAAGGGCACAGACUCUCCAGCAAAGUCUAACCAGGGCUCCCCGAUCAAGAGCAGUGCAUCUGCUGAGUCUCUGGGUGAGGACAGGACUGAUGAGGAGGGUAGUAUGAGCCCUGAGGAAAACACAGUGGAGGAGUCAGUGCCUGCCCCUGAUGACAGGUUACAGGUGCCUGAAGAGGACAGCAGGCCUAAGUUCAGCUCCCCAUUGCUCAAACAGCUGAUGGACAAGAGGACUGACGAGAGCCCGGGUGAAGACAGGCCCAAGUUCAAGUCACCACUCCUACAAAACUUGUUGGGCAAAUCCAAAAUGGCUCGAUCCAGCAGUGAAAAAAGCUUGUCAGAUGACAAGAGUGAUUUAGAGCAAAAUGGUGAUAUUCAGCAGCGCAGCUCUGCACAGAGGCAGCUGCUGUCCGGGGAAAACUAUGAUAAGUUUAACGGAAAGAGUGAUGUGAACGGUGAUAAAGAGGUGCUGGGAGAGCCCUUAAGUAGUCAGCCUGACCUUGAGAAUGCUGGGGACACCAGUGUACCUGAAACAGGCAGUGAAUUGGACAAGGUCAAAUCCGAGUCCCAGUACAUGGAGGAGGAGACCUCACCUAGCAGUGGAUCAGGGGAGACUACUCUCAUCAACCUUGCCUCAGAGGAAGGAAUGGACAUAAAGUGUAAUGGAUUAGAAUCACACCUAGCUGUGGAAGAUAACAGUCAAGCCCUGGUCGAUUCAAGCAUUAGUAUGAAAACAGAUGACACGGGGCGCUCCUUGACAUCCUCGUACCGUGACGACGACCUGGUGACCUCUACAGAGCUGGGUGGGGAGCUGGCCUCCCAGGAAGCGGCAGAAGAGGGCCGAAUUGAGGACAUCAUAGACCUAAGUGUGACAAAUAAAAACCUGAGUUUUGAGGAGACUACCAGCACAACUAGCAUCAGAACAAACACCGAUGACCUACUCAACUUCAACAGUCUGGACCCGGAGGGUGAUGCUCCACCUAAAGCCCCGUUUAUCGCCUUUGAAGAUAACGCUGUAAAACGACAGGAUGUUACAUCAGAUCUACUCUCAUGAGGGUAGCCACGAGGUGGCUGAGACCAGCUCUGCUAUCCCAGCCCCUGUACCCAAGCCUCAAGACUUCCCUGGGGCCUCACUGACUCUCUCUGACACUCCUGGAGCCAGCCCUAGACACUUGCAUUCUCCUCCCUCACAGGAGGACCACAGCUCCCUUACUCUUGGUGCUCCACAGACCUGCCACGCCCCCUCCCUUCAGCAUGCUAACACAGCUGAGACAAAGGUAGAGCACUUAAACCUGGACUUCGCGGAGACUCAGGCUUCUGUGGACGCAGCGUGGCAGCAGCUGGAAUCUGUGAUGUUCACUCGUCAGGACAGUGUGCGCAAAGAGCUGGAGGAGUAUGGUAUAGGGGAAGGGGAGAUUAGCAGUGACACAGACGAGGGGCAGAUCUGGAAGAUGGUGCAGGGGGAUGCUCCUUAUACCCUUGAUCUAGUGUAACAGUUGUCUCCCUUGCACUUUGACAUUCUCCUGCCUGUGAAGACGCCAGUCUUUGUAUAUGUAAGAGCUGUUGAUUAACGUUAUUCUGGAGCUGACUGUCUGGAGGUGUUGAAUCAGGCACUAUAAUAUACCAGACUCUGCAGUGAUGUGGUAUAGUUCUGGGCACAACUGCACAUGGGGUGCACGAUACAGUGUUCUGUGAGAAUCUCUAGCUCUUCUUUAUGUUUAUGUUUGACCAGUGAUAUUUAAAGUUCAGGUGCAUGUACGGUAAAAGUGUUAUCCGUGACUUUGGAGUCACCAGGGGAGAGGGAGACUUCUGAGUGAAGAGAAUACAUGCCUUGUUUAGACUUCCCUCAAAAAGCCUAAGGGAGUGUGGCAGGGCUGGGUGGGAUGUACGAGUAGGGCGAACCGGUCGUCUAGGUGUUAUUGUGAUGCUUACAAGCUGGUUGUGAUCAUUUUAAUAACAUUUCCAGGUGUAGGUUUAUUACUUGCAGUGAUGGAAGGUGUUCUUUUAUUGUUAUUAUUUACUUGUAUGUACAAACAUAUGACAUUUUAUUGCAAUGAUUAUCAGCACAUUCUGACUUGCCAGCGGUAAAA